AUGUCUUUUUAUAAAGUCAUUUGUCUCCUUUAUUGUAUUACUAUUCUGACACCUUUGGUUUCGCCCACACCUUUUUGGAAUCAAGAGCUUAUUGAAUCUCGCGCAUCGGGGAAUCAUAAUCCAAAAACAAAUACUUUUGAUCUCGUUCUAAAAAAGGUUAACCUCGCCCCGGAUGGAUUUACUCGUGUCGUGUCAACGAUCAAUGGCCAAUAUCCUGGACCAACUAUCGAAGCCAACAAGGGAGAUCGCAUUGUAAUGAAUAUUCACAAUGAGUUAGAGGCCCCAACAGCAAUCCAUUCUCACGGAAUGUUUCAAAGAGGGACCCCAUGGUACGAUGGAGUACCAGGGCAGACCCAAUGUGAGAUACCAAACAAUUAUACAUUUACCUACAAUUUCACGGUUCCCGACCAAGCUGGUACUUACUGGUACCAUUCGCAUGCGUUAACUCAAUAUGUUGAUGGAAUUGUUGGAGCGUUAAUUAUUCACGAUCCUGAUGAUCCGUAUAAAGCAGAGUAUGAUGAGGAAAUUCUUGUCAUGUUGACUGAUUAUCAUCAUACGGAAGCUCAUAUUUUAUUAAAAUCAUUCUUGACCCCUGAAAGCGAAGUUCCCGAUAAUGGAUUGAUAAAUGGAAAAAAUAACUACGAUUGUUCCAAAGCUCCACCAGGUUCUACAUGUGUGGAUAAUGCUGGUCUCGCUAAAUUCGAAUUUGUUUCUAAUAAAAGAUAUCGUCUUCGCAUCAUCAAUACCAGCGCUUUUUCAUCAUUCUUCUUUUCAAUUGAUAAACAUGUGAUGGAGGUUAUAGAAGUGGAAGGUUCCUACACCAAACGAAAUAAAAUUCAUCGUCUUCCUAUCAAUGUUGCACAAAGAUAUUCCGUCAUCGUUACUGCAGAUCAACCCGUUGACAAUUAUAUCAUGCGUUCAGAAUUUCAAAAGAUGUGUAUGCCGGAUGAAGCAAUUUCACUUCCUGUUGUAACGGCUAUAGUACAUUAUGAUGGUGCGCCUGAGGAUUCUGUUCCAAAAGAUAUACCGUGGACGGAUUUCUUGGAAGAAUGUAUUGAUCUGGAUCCAAAAACUUUACAACCAUUAUAUGAAGAAAAUAUUCCUGAAGCAACAAGAGAAAUUAAACUUAACAUUGCGUUUCAUAAAGAUUCAUUAGGCAUUGAUAAGGCUUUUCUUAAUGAAUCUACUUAUGUUCCUGAUUUUACCUCGUCGACUUUGACUAAAAUCUUUGAAGGAAAAGCAGCUAAUCUUUCCACUGCCGAAAAUGCGUUUACUUUUAAUACUUUUGGAGAAGUUGUUGAUAUUUAUUUUAUUAAUACUGAUGACGGAGAACACCCGUUUCACAUGCACGGGCAUCAAUUUUGGUUACUUGGAAUUGGUAAUGGAACAGAAGUUGAUAAAUCCGCACUGAAUACGAUUAAUCCCAUCAAACGUGAUACCUCAACAAUACCUAUCAAUGGGUGGUCAGCUUUGAGAUUUGUUGUGGAUAACCCUGGAGUGUGGGGACAUCAUUGCCAUAUGUGGCAUAUGCAAGUAGGACUUGUGAUGCAAUUGAUCGAGCUACCGGAUGAAAUUAUUAAAAUGUACCCACCUGAAACAUGGUCAGAAUUAUGUGAAUUGAAAGAAACUUUGGGAUAUUAG
Messenger RNA from Funneliformis geosporum, 1641 nucleotides. Lineage: Eukaryota; Fungi; Glomeromycota; Glomeromycetes; Glomerales; Glomeraceae. The record is from the annotation of a GenBank genome assembly.